UGCGCCUUUCCUCUUCAAAGGCAACAGAGAAGCCUUUAACCUUCCUUGCCCUCGAGGCCGCCUUUUGAAAGCGCCCUUCUCCCACGCUCCCUCCGUCCCCCGCGUUUCCCUCUGGGUGGUACCGCCGGCAGGCGACGCUCACGUGACGUGCGCCCGGUCGCUGGCGGGGAGGCGGCGCGCGGCGCGGCCGUUGCCGUUGCCGUUGCCGUUGCCGUUGCCGGCCGCCGCGGCGGUUGGUGGCAGCCGGCUCGCGGCGGCGCUGAGAAGCUCCCUCCUCCGGCGGCGGCGGCAGAGCGGCCCCGCCGCCGCGCAGCGGCUCACUGUGCGCGUCCCGGGCAGCUACCAUGGACAGGACCGCGGUGGCGAAGAUGGGAGCGGUGGCCAGCGCCAGCGUGUGCGCCCUGGUGGGCGGCGUGGUGCUGGCCCAGUACAUCUUCACCAUGAAGAAGAAGACGGGCAGGAAGACCAAGAUCAUCGAGAUGAUGCCGGAAUUUCAGAAGAAGACUGUCCAUAUCAAGGACCCAGGAAGAGUAGAAGAGAUUAUUUGUGGCCUCAUCAAAGGUGGAGCUGCCAAACUUCAGAUUAUUACAGAUUUUGAUAUGACAUUAAGUAGAUUUUCCUACAAUGGAAAAAGAUGUCCAACUUGCCAUAACAUCAUUGAUAACUCUAAACUCAUCACAGAGGAAUGUCGGAAAAAGUUAUUAUGGCUGAAAGAAACAUACUAUGCUAUUGAAAUUGAUCCUGCUCUCACUGUUGAAGAAAAAUACCCAUAUAUGGUGGAAUGGUACAAUAAAUCUCAUGCACUACUCAUUGAACAAGGCUUACAGAAGGAUAAAUUUUCAGAAAUUGUGAGGGAAUCUGAUGUUAUGCUGAAAGAAGGAUAUGAGAACUUCUUUGAUAAGCUCAAUGAACAUAAUAUUCCUGUGUUCAUAUUUUCUGCUGGGAUUGGAGACAUUCUUGAGGAAGUUAUCCACCAGGCUGGGGUCUACCAUUCUAAUGUGAAAGUUGUUUCCAAUUUCAUGGAUUUUGAUGAAAACGGAAUAUUAAAAGGAUUUAAAGGAGAGUUGAUUCAUGUUUACAACAAACAUGAUGGUGCCUUGAAGAAUACAGAGUACUUCAAACAAUUAAAAGACAACAGUAAUAUCAUACUGCUGGGGGAUUCCCAAGGAGACUUGAGUAUGGCAGAUGGAGUAGCAAAUGUUGAACACAUUCUUAAGAUUGGCUAUCUCAAUGAUAAAGUAGAUGAGCUUUUGGAAAAAUAUAUGGACUCUUAUGAUAUCGUCUUGGUGAAAGAUGAAUCUCUGGAAGUCGCCAACUCCAUCUUACAGAAAAUCCUGUAAAUUGCACUCUCAAGUCACUCCAUUCCUUCCAGGUGGCAACUGGAGAGAAGAGCACACUUGUGCCAUCUUAGAUGUGUUUAUUACUCAUUUACAGAACUGUUUAAUUUAAUUUAAAACUUUUAUCAUCAUUUUGGUAUUUUGAAGUAUAUAUGGUACCAAUGGUCAACCAGAAGCUCCUUUUACUGUUGUUAUACUGUUCUUUGUCUCACACUCCUAUUAUAAUAACUAGAUUUAAAUUGGAUUUAUAGAUGAGAUAAACUCUGCUGCUGAUGGAAUACUAUGGUUCACUUUCUUUUAAUCAGGCAUUCAGAGGAGCAUUUUAGAUGUGGCUAUUUUGUAAAAUCAAAGGUGUAAACGUUCUGUGAAUAAGCAAUGUACACAGGUUUGUGUUGCCUUUUUACAUUACUGAGUUGUCUCUCAAAGAAGAGACUUCAAUCUCAGCUGCACUUUGAAGGAUCUUACUAACAUGCUACAGAUGUUCACAGAAGUUUUUCAUACAUAUAUUUUUCUUCAGUAAAAAUGCUUUAUUCACCCAAUUCAGGCAAAGUGUUUGCUAUUAAUAGAUUUCUGUUAAGAAGUUUGAUCAUUACAAAAUAUUCUAUAUUCCUACUGUUUGUUUAUCCUCUGUGGAUUUGGGGGGGGAAGGGGGGCGGGAGAAAUCACACUGUUUUAAGUCGGUAUAUUUGAAUUAAAGUUUCUCAUCCUUGUAACAACA
Messenger RNA from Dromaius novaehollandiae (emu), 2055 nucleotides. RefSeq names its product 5'-nucleotidase, cytosolic IIIA (gene NT5C3A). Gene Ontology annotation, cellular component: cytoplasm. The record is from RefSeq and is a predicted model, not a curated record. The coding region runs from base 345 to 1340 and encodes 331 amino acids. Gene Ontology annotation, molecular function: 5'-nucleotidase activity; magnesium ion binding. Lineage: Eukaryota; Metazoa; Chordata; Aves; Casuariiformes; Dromaiidae. The transcript has 9 exons.